AGUCAGAAGAUGAUGUGGAAUAACCUCAUCCACACAAUAGUCUGCCUUGUUCUUAUUGGACUUGGAAUUGUGGGGAAUAUUUCAAUAUUUACGGGACAUAUAUAUACUUUUCUUAUGGGGCCUGAGAAGAAACCCAUAGACAUUAUCCUCACACACUUGGCAUUUUCAAAUAUGGUCAUUAUUUGUGCUGCAGUCGUCAGAGACACAGCCAUAAUUUUAUAUUUCAAGAACUUUCUAACAGAUGCUGGCUGUAAAAUUGUGUUUUUUCUGGGAAGGAUGGCUCGAGGCCUCUCCAUAUGCACCACCUGUCUCCUCAGCAUGGUCCAGGCUGUCACCAUCAAUCCCAGGAUGACCCUGUGGAGAAAACUCAAACCACAGACUGCAGGACAGGUUCUUCCUUAUGUUCUCUUCUUCUGGAUCUUUAAUUCUCUCAUAAGUUCAAGCAUGUUGUAUUAUACCACAGCAGUCAGUGUAACAAACAUAACUAUACUUAAUAUGUAUCAUAGGUAUUGCUAUAUGCUACCACCUGAUCAAAUAGUGAGGUGGCUUUUCCUCCUUCUCAUGGCUCUCCGUGAUGUCAUCUUCCAGAGUCUCAUGGGCUGGAGCAGUGCGUCCAUGGCUCUGCAUCUGUUUAAACAUCACAAGCGCGUCCUUUACCUUCAGAGCUCCAAAUAUGCAAACAAUUCCAGCCGAGAAAUCAGAGCAACACAGAGCACUCUCACUCUCAUGACCUGUUUCCUUUCCUUCUAUUGGGUAGAUUUCAUCUUCUCCUUCUACAUGGGUUCCAUGAUAACACAUGAUUUCACCAUUGUAGUAAUUAAAACUUUUCUACAAUUUGGUUAUGCUGUUCUCAGCCCCUUUGUCUUAAUCAGUAGAGAUGCCCAUGUUGUUAAAUACUGGAGUACUAAAUGA
This is a messenger RNA of Jaculus jaculus (lesser Egyptian jerboa), 912 nucleotides long. RefSeq names its product putative vomeronasal receptor-like protein 4. The coding region runs from base 10 to 912 and encodes 300 amino acids. The record is from RefSeq and is a predicted model, not a curated record. Gene Ontology annotation, cellular component: membrane. Gene Ontology annotation, biological process: G protein-coupled receptor signaling pathway. Gene Ontology annotation, molecular function: pheromone receptor activity. The transcript has a single exon. NCBI's taxonomy places the organism in Eukaryota, Metazoa, Chordata, Mammalia, Rodentia, Dipodidae.